AUAUAGCGAACACGUUCCUCCUCCUCUCGCCGCACGGUGGUAGGCUGCACCACCACUAACAUCCCGCCGCCCCCAUUCGUUGGAAUCUCUGAAUCAAACAAACCCUUCAUUUUUUUCCCGUGUUUUAUUCGCAUGGAUGUACUUUCUUCGAUUCUCAGCUAAUUUAAUUUUCUUCCUUUUGAAAUCACAGAAUGACCUUUUGUAUAAUAGCUUCAAAAUCCUUAAUCCCCACGAAAAACCUCAGCUCCUCUCUCUACUACUAUUUCUGUUCCGUCAACAUUGAUUUGUUCAUCAUCUUCUCUCGCGCCCACCAUUUUCAUUGCUCAUCGGAGUUGAACACCACCCAUACUUUCAAUCCCGAAGGUAACAACAUUAGCACCAAUCGAAUCGUAACAACAAGGGAUUACAACAUUAAAUCAUUACCCGGGCUUCGUCAGAAUCUUGUCUCCAAUACAGCUAAAGAGAAACCCGGGUUUUUUAGAGAUACUCAUUGGGCUGCACCAGAUUAUUUCAAUUCUUUGGUAAGGGAUCCUGAUUUGUUUUUGAGUUUCAUUAAUUCGCAUAGGAAUCGCCCCGGGAUGGUUUUAAAGAUAUUCCGGUGGGCCGAGGGUAGAAAGGGGUUUAAGCAUUCGGAGUUUGUGUUCUGUAGUGUUCUUGAUGUUUUGGUGCGGAAUGGUUUUAUGAGAUCUGCUUAUUGGGUGGUGGAGAGGGUAAUUGAUGUGAACAUGUAUGAUUUCGCCAAUAUUUUGAUCGACGGGUAUUUAGAUAACGAUGUGUCGUGUAAGGUGCUCGAUUUACUGUUGUGGUUGUGCACGAAGAGAUCGGAUGUUGAUAAAUGUUUGUGGCUAUUCGAUAAGAUGAUGGGAACGGUUCUGUUCUUAGGACGCUCGGUGAUAGAGAUUUAUAUUCACUACAAUACAAUGUUGGAUUGUUUUUGUAGAGAAGGGAAUAUGCAGCACGCCUUCAAUCUCUUGCUGGAGAUGCAGACGAAGGGUCACUCUCCAAACGACGUUACUUACAACGUGUUGAUUAACGGGUUUUCGAAGAAAGGUCAGUUUGAGGAUGCGAAAAAGUUAAUGGCCGACAUGUUGAGUAAGGGAAUGAAGGUUUCGGCUUAUACGUACAACUCUUUGAUAAGUGGGUAUUGUCGAACGGGAAUGUUAGUUGAGGCACUGGGGCUAAGGGAAGAGAUGAAAAUGGAAGGAGCUAUGCCGACUGUAUCUACUUAUAAUGCUUUGAUGCAUGGCUACUGCAAGAAUGGAAGUGUAAGUUAUGCUCGACAGUGGGUUGCAGUAAUGCAGAAGAAGAAUUUGGCGAUGGAUAUAUUAUCAUACAAUAUUCUGAUAUACGGCUACUGUGUGCUGGGGGAUAUAAACGAGGCGUUGGUCUUGUUAUCCGAGCUAAGGAGAAUGAAUCUUGAUCCUACUUUAGUUACGUACAAUACGAUAAUGGAUGGGCUUUCUAGACGGGGUGAUUUAGAAGGCGCUAAACGCAUAAAAGACGAAAUGAUCGGCCGUGGAAUCUCUCCUGAUAUCGUCACCUACACGAUUCUCAUAAACGGUUCUUACAGGACGGGGAAUAUGUGGAUGGCGAAAAAGUUUUACUACGAGAUGCUGCACAGAGGAUUGAAGCCCGAUCGUAUUGUGUACACUACUCACAUAGCAGGCGAACUGAAGCACGGCUAUUUGGACGCAGCAUUUGAACUGCAAGAAGAGAUGCAACUAAAGGAUUUCUCACUCGAUGUGAUAACGUAUAACGUGUUUGUGGAUGGGGUCUCUAAGUUGGGUAAUUUAGAAGAUGCUUGUGAUUUAUUACAGAAGAUGGUUCGGAAUGGAGUUGUGCCCGAUCACAUUACCUAUACGAGUAUAAUCCAUGCCCAUUUGGAAAUCGGGUACCUUAGGAAAGGCAGAGAGUUGUUUGAGGAGAUGGUGAGGAAAGGAUUGUCGCCUACGGUUGUGACUUACACCGUGUUGAUUCACUCUCAUGCUGGAAAAGAAAAGUUAGAUUUAGCAAAAAAUUAUUUCUCGUAAAUGUUGGAGAAUGGUAUUUUGCCUAAUGUGAUCACGUAUAACGCUCUCCUAAAUGGGCUCUGUAAAUCUAGAAAAAUGGACGAGGCUUACAGAACUUUUUCCGAGAUGCAAUCGAAAGGGAUAUUUCCGAAUAAGUACACCUACACUAUACUGAUAUACGAGAACUGUGACAUUGGGAAUUGGAAUGAGGUUCCGAGCUUGUACAUUGAGAUGCUGGACAGAGGAAUCGAGCCCGAUUCUUGCACGCACAGUGCGCUGUUCAAGCAUUUGAGAAAAGACUAUAAAUUAAUUGCCAUACGAGAACUCGAACGCCUAAUUCGAAAUGAAAGGGGAAACAGCUGAAGCAAUUACUUGAAUUAGAGUUUCAGAUUGGUCAAUGUUGAGAUUUUCUGCUCAUCCGAGAUUUG
This is a messenger RNA of Erythranthe guttata (spotted monkey flower), 2437 nucleotides long. NCBI's taxonomy places the organism in Eukaryota, Viridiplantae, Streptophyta, Magnoliopsida, Lamiales, Phrymaceae. The record is from RefSeq and is a predicted model, not a curated record.